CUUUAUUGCUUGUUUUGUUGGUUUCAGAGACAGCAAGAAAAUUGUUGGAAAAAGAAAAAACGUUGACGAAAACAACCGAUGAGAACGGCUGGGCACCACUUCACUACGCUGCCUAUUUCUCUACUAGGUUAAAUAUUUCAGUUGUGAAAGUAUUACUAGAACAUGAUGCGUCCGCGGCCUACAUUGCUGAAACGGAGAAGAAGAGAACAGCACUUCACAUCGCUGCCAUUCAAGGACAUGUAGACGUAAUGAAAGAGAUUGUUUCUGGAUGUCCAGCUUGUUGUGAGCUAGUUGAUAACAGAGGUUGGAAUGCCCUUCACUAUGCUGUGGCAACGAAAGAUAGAGAAGUAUUCAAGGAAUGUAUGGAGAUUCCUGAACUUGCAAGACUUAAAACGAAGAAGGAUGACAAAGGAAACACGCCCUUCCAUCUAAUUGCUGCUUUAGCACUCAAGCUCGACAACUGGUUACUUGUUUUUCGGUUUAGAGAAGAAGGAAUAUAUGGCCUUAAUAAGCAAAAGCUGAGCAUCAAGGACAUAUAUAACGGACGUUUAGCUGAGAUACAGGAGAUCCUAGAAUCCCUUGAAGAUGUUGGCAAGGGACCGUUUGGCUGCCGCCGGCGCAUUGUUCUGGAAGAAACGAAUGAGAAAAACAAAAAGGAAAAGGAUGCUUCGAAUAAAGCAUGAGUCUUUGAGUACUCCAGUGAAGACAAUCAAUAGGAU
This is a messenger RNA of Populus euphratica (Euphrates poplar), 719 nucleotides long. RefSeq lists its product as uncharacterized. The transcript is spliced from 2 exons. The coding region runs from base 249 to 683 and encodes 144 amino acids. NCBI's taxonomy places the organism in Eukaryota, Viridiplantae, Streptophyta, Magnoliopsida, Malpighiales, Salicaceae. Gene Ontology annotation, cellular component: plasma membrane. The record is from RefSeq and is a predicted model, not a curated record.